UGCACGUGUUCUUGGUUCAGUCAUCUUCCGCCCCAGCUUCUUUAGCUCUCCUUUCAGUCUAAGACAUGAUUAGCGAGGACCCCUUGCCGCCGCUCUGGCUCGGCGUGGAUCUCAGCACACAAUCUCUGACGUUGGUUGUUCUCGACGACGACCCGGCGGCCGAUCAUGUUUACCUUGAUUCGGUCGUGUAUGAUACCGAGCUACCUCAGUACCAGACCGAGCACGGCAUGCACGUUAGCGACGGAGAUGGCGGCGAGAAGAACGCCGUGGUGACAUCUCCUGUCACCAUGUGGCUGGACGCCAUCGAUCUGGCGCUGUCGCGCUUGGCCGCCCUCUCCGCACCCACCCCUCCUCUCGGCAAAAAAGAACCUGCAUACCCUGCGAAAGAAACUGAAACUCUACAACAAGGCGAGCCGGGACGGAUGACCACCUGGGGGAGAUCCGUGCUGGCGAGGGUGCGCGCGGUGUCGGUUAGCGGGCAGCAGCACGGCACCGUCUUUUGGAAGGCCGGCGCGGCGGAACGGCUCAAGGGUCUUGGGGGCUUGGGACCUAAGGACACCCUCGUCGAGGCCCUCUCCGGUUGCUUCGCUAGGCGGGACUGCCCCUUAUGGGCCGACAGCAGCACGACGAGGGAGUGCCACAACCUUGAGGAGGCGCUGGGAGGCCCGAAGGCAGUCGCCGAGGCGACGGGGUCCGCGGCGUACUGUCGCUUUAGUGGCAACCAGAUCUCGCGCAUUGCUCGCCGCGAGCCGGAGGUGUACGCGUCGUGCGAGCGGGUGUCUCUGGUGAGCUCCUUCGUCACGUCUCUGCUCGUAGGACGGUACUGCUCCAUCGACGCUAGCGACGCUUCGGGCAUGAACCUCAUGGACAUCAGGUCAAGAGACUGGCACGAGGGAGCGCUGGCCGCCGCAAAGGCUGAGGGUCUGCGCGAUAGGCUGGGCAGGGUGUGCCCUUCUUACGAGUGCCAAGGGAAGGUCAGCCCCUUCUUCUCGACAAAGUUCGGACUCAACCCAGAUUGUGUGGUAAUAGCUGGUAGCGGUGACAACCCGUGCGCCCUAGCCGGUUUGGGGUUGUCAGGGGAGGGCACUGUGGUGGUCAGCCUCGGGACGAGCGACACGAUCAUGGGAAUAACCAGCCAGCCCAGCCCGCAAGAAGAGGGUCACAUCAUGGCCAACCCCGUGGAAGAGUCGUCGUACUUCGCCAUGCUGGUGUACAAGAACGGAGCCCUGUCGAGAGAACGAGUGCGCGACGAGCUGUGCUCGGGAAGCUGGGGGGAGCUCGACAAGAUUCUGGCGUCCACGUCGCCGGGGAACGGGGGACACAUCGGGCUGUUCGUUGAUAUGCCGGAGAUUACGCCGCAGAUAGCGACCACGGGGAGGUUCAGGAGAGGCCCCGAGGAUGAAGUUGUCGACGAGGCGUUCCCUCCAGGGGUGGAAGCGAGAGCGGUGGUGGAAAGCCGGUUCCUCUCUAUGCGAGGCCGGAUGCAGAGAAUGGGCAUCCCUCGCCCGACCGCCGUGCUGGCGACAGGGGGCGGAACCAACAGCCCCUCGAUGAUGCAGGUUCUCGCAGACGUGUUCUCCGCCCCGGUGCUCCUCAGGACCGUUCCUGAUGCGGCAGCCAUCGGCGCCGCCCUCCGCGCCAAGCACGGGUACCUCUGCUCCGCCUUCUCCGGAGAAGAGAAGCGGCGAAGUUCCACCCCCCCCGGUACGACCACCGGCGGUACGAGUGGCCUCGUGGAGUCGACGGCUUCAGCCGGGGGGGGGGGGGGGGGCAGCGGUACCGCCGCCUUCGUCCCCUUCUCCAGAGUGCUUCUUGCGGACGAAACGGUCGGUACAAACGGGGCGGUAGAGCCGGCCAUUGGAGCUACCGUAGGCGGCGGGCAGGGGGUGACGAGUAGUGGGAAAGUGGUGAUGCGGCUGGCUGCCACGCCGAGGGGGGAUGCGGAGGCACUCUACAAAGGCAUGGCCGAAAGGUACGCCAUGCUGGAGGAAGAAGUUAAGGGUUGAGGGAGGCUUCUUCGUAGUUCGCGAAGCGUGGCUUGUGGCCCCAUCUCCUUCCAUGGAGGCAUGAGCGCCAGGCCAUGUCUGCGGAAUGUAAUUGUUUUCGUGUCAUGGUGGUGCCAUUGUUGAUAUCUUGGGGUCCCUGGAGUUGGGGUUAGGGUUAUGUGGGUGCGUCGGGGUUCGGCAGAAGAAUUCGAGGGGAGACGGCAAGCGAGGAUGGCAUCACGGCUUCUUGUCUUCGUUUAGGUGGUGUUAGUCGUAGGAGCGGAAACAAUAUUUGGGCGUCUGAGGCAGUACACAACAAAGCCGGUUUUGCAUUGAGGCCCGCGGGUCCGCCCACCUUUGUUUCCAGGCGACAUAUGUUGUGUGUGUGUCGAACUUUCAUCCGCACCCCCCACCGCCCCCCCGGUGUUUGCC
Messenger RNA from Ectocarpus sp. CCAP 1310/34, 2417 nucleotides. Lineage: Eukaryota; Phaeophyceae; Ectocarpales; Ectocarpaceae. The record is from the annotation of a GenBank genome assembly.